AUGUUUGAUGGUUUAUUGAUGAUUAUACAGCAUGGCUUGUCAGCAUUUCAGAUCAUUGUGGAAUCUGAUUCUCUCACUCUUGUUCAAAUGGAAGCUAAUGGCCUUGCUGAUUUUUUAGCUUCCUUUGCUGUCCAGAACAGAAGAGAUACUGAAUUCACAGAUGGCACUGGGAUACCUAAAGCUGGAAGGGCUAUUCUACAGCAAGAUCAGAGUGGAUUAUCUACUACAGGGUAUAGGCUGAUGAUCAGCGCAAUUCUCUGCUCUGCUGCUGCUGUUCUACUAGCAUUUAAAGCAAGCUGCUUCAUUGAUUUCUCUCAGCAGGAUGUAGGAAAUUCAACUAACCAUUGGUUUUUGAGUGUUUCAGCUGGAAGCAAAUCAGCUAAAGCACUCUGGUGUGGUUUCAGCUGGUUUGUUACUGCCUUGAAUUGGGAAGAGGCCAUGCUCACAAGAGUCAACUCGAUAACUGGGGUGCCAUAUAAAGAUGAUCCCACCAUUUUUGCAUGGGAGCUAAUGAACGAGCCUCGUUGCCAAAGUGACCUAUCUGGACGAGCUAUUCAGGAGUGGAUUGUAGAAAUGACGGCCGAAGUUAAAUCCUAUGAUAAAAAUCAUCUUCUGGAAGUUGGGCUUGAAGGAUUUUAUGGGGAAUCGAUGCCCGAAAAGAAACAAUACAAUCCAGGCUACCAAGUUGGGACGGACUUCAUUUCCAAUAAUUGGAUCCCUGGAGUCGAUUUUGCUACAAUUCAUCUCUACCCGGACCAAUGGAUGCCUGGUUCAAAUGAUCAAGCCCAAGCUAAUUUUGUGGAUAGGUGGAUCCAAGCCCAUAUCCUAGACUCCAAAUCAGUGCUUGGGAAACCACUCCUGGUGACUGAGUUCGGCAAGUCUUCGAGGUCAGCUGGGUACAGUGUGGGUGCGAGGGACUCCUAUUUUGGGAACAUAUAUAACACAAUCUACAGUUGUGCAAGAACAAGUGACGGCCCAUGUGCUGGUGAGCUGUUUUGGCAACUCAUGGCCCAAGGAAUGGACAACUUUAGCGAUGGUUAUGAGGUUGUCUUGGAACAGAGCCCUUCAAGUGCUGCAAUCAUUGCUCAACAAUCUCACAGGCUGUCUGCUCUUAGCUAGACUUCAUAAUCUGCCCAGAAAAUAAGGAAAGCAUUAAAUGUAUUUAAUGAUGUCAAAAAUCAGAGAAUAAUGAUAACAAUAAUAGUUGGUAUGCGCAGGCCUAUAAUGUUAG
Messenger RNA from Ilex paraguariensis (yerba mate), 1231 nucleotides. The record is from the annotation of a GenBank genome assembly. Lineage: Eukaryota; Viridiplantae; Streptophyta; Magnoliopsida; Aquifoliales; Aquifoliaceae.